AUGACAAUGGCUAUCAGUGAAAUGCUCAUUGAACAAAACAAUGCUACAGUUGCAUUCCUACAAGCAAAAGAUGCUUCUAGCGCUCUCGAAUCGUCCAUACUUGCAUUGACCAACAGCAGUCGAAUAUACGAUGAACAGCAAAUCAGCACAUAUCAAACAAGAGGUGGAAUCUUGGAUGAGUUCAUGCUUUUCUCUGCUACUGACAACGAAUCUGUCAAUGCAGCGAGCGGUACUUUCAUCUACGAACACGCUGUGAUCAUUCCCACCACAAUAGAGAUUGACUCUACAAUGUUGAUAACUAUUCUCAUUUUCAAUGCCGCCCUUGCGCAUCAUGAGAUGGCAGAACGCAGUUUUUGUCAUCCUGACACUCGUAUGCGUCUGUUGCGGAGAGCGAAAAAUUUGUACGAGAUCGCAUACGAAUCAUGUGAUCUGGAACAAAAUCUGUUGUUCCAGUUCGCUCUCAUCAACAACAUUGCGGUGAUCGAACAAGACAUUGGAAAUGUGUCUACUGCAAACCAAUGUUUUGAAUAUCUAAUGUCUCUUCUGAUUGUCUUUGUGGAUCAAGGAUAUGAAAUUCAACUACAGCAUGUCAAGGGUUUUGUUGCUAAUGUACCUCUUGCUAUCAAGAACGCCCCCGCUGCGUGA
This is a messenger RNA of Cylindrotheca closterium, 645 nucleotides long. The record is from the annotation of a GenBank genome assembly. NCBI's taxonomy places the organism in Eukaryota, Bacillariophyta, Bacillariophyceae, Bacillariales, Bacillariaceae.